Messenger RNA from Truncatella angustata, 993 nucleotides. Its product is annotated as 2-nitropropane dioxygenase-like protein. The record is from RefSeq and is a predicted model, not a curated record. The transcript is spliced from 3 exons. Lineage: Eukaryota; Fungi; Ascomycota; Sordariomycetes; Amphisphaeriales; Sporocadaceae. The coding region runs from base 1 to 993 and encodes 330 amino acids. Gene Ontology annotation, molecular function: nitronate monooxygenase activity.
AUGCCAUUCGACACAAAGCUUACUCGUGCUCUGGGCAUCAGGAUCCCCAUCGUCCAGGGUGGUAUGCAGUAUGUUGGAUACGCUGAAAUGGCCUCUGCCGUGUCCAACGCGGGUGGGCUGGGUUUACUCACUGCGCUGACCCAACCAACACCGGAGGAUCUGAGGAAGGAAAUCCAACGUACCAGGACCAUGACCAAGUACCCAUUCGGUGUCAAUAUUACGUUACUACCGUCUUUGAACCCGCCCGACUAUGGCGCCUACGCUCAGAUAGUUAUUGAAGAGGGUGUGAAGGUUGUCGAAACGGCCGGAAACAGCCCCGGGCCGGUCAUUAAGCAGCUCAAAGCUGCGGGUAUCAUUAUCUUGCACAAGUGUACCACCAUCAAGCACGCACAGAGCGCCAUCAAGCUCGGCGUUGAUUUUCUGUCGAUAGACGGCUUCGAGUGUGCUGGACACGUGGGCGAGUCAGACAUCACCAAUUUCAUCUUGCUCAGCCGCGCACGUCAGUCGCUUGAGGUACCAUUUAUCGCUUCUGGCGGAUUCGCUGACGGCCAAGGUCUGGCUGCCGCUCUGUGCCUCGGUGCCGAGGGGAUCAACAUGGGGACUCGUUUCAUGUGUACCGUCGAGGCCCCGAUCCAUCAGAACAUCAAGGAGGAGAUUGUCAAAGCCUCUGAGACUGAUACGGCCUUGGUCAUGAGGCGAUGGACUAACACCACCAGAUUAUACAAGAACAAGGUCACCGAACAAGCCUUAAAAGUGGAAAGAGAAAGCAAGAGCGAUAAAUUUGACGAGAUGGCACCCCUCGUCAGCGGCAAACGAGGCCGGGAAGUAUUUAUCAACGGUGACCCCGAAUACGGUGUCUGGACCGCUGGCCAAGUCAUUGGCCUCAUUCAUGACAUUCCCACCUGCGAGGUACUCAUGACGCGGAUCGAGAAGGACGCAGAGGAGACGCUUACUUCGAAGCUGAAGUUGGUUGCAGCUAAGCCUAAGCUGUGA